AUGAAGACUCCAGACCCGGCUGCGGUCGUGGCCAACAAAGUUGCGGUGGCAUUCGGCAGCAACUUAGGGGACAGGAUUGCAACCAUCGAAGCAGCAUUGACCAGGAUGAAAAGUGAAGGGCUCAAAAUCGUCAAGCUAAGCCAUCUUUAUGAAACGAAGCCCAUGUAUUAUGACGAUCAAGACCCAUUCUUGAACGGUGUCUGUCUCAUUGAAACGGCUCUGGAGCCGUUGCCACUGCUGGAUUUGUUGCAAACCAUCGAGAACGACCUGGGCAGAAAGCGUAUUAUCGACAAAGGGCCAAGGACUAUCGACUUAGACAUCAUCCUGUACAACCAAGAGCGGAUCAAACACCCCAGGCUCGAGGUGCCCCACAAACUAAUGCUGGAAAGGGAGUUUGUGCUAAGACCUCUUGCAGAUAUCCUCCCUAAUGCACAUGUACCCUUGAGCAACUCAUCAGCAGCUUCGGCGCGGCCGAUCUCCCAGUUCCUCGGAGCGCUCCCAGAGAGAGACAGCAGCAUGUCUCCUGUUUUCGUUCUAAACCCUCAACUACCGCUUCUUCGUACGCAAGACGCGACCCGCAAAACCCAUGUCAUGGCCAUCUUGAACCUCACACCUGACUCCUUCUCAGAUGGGGGUGUCCACGCCGCCGCGGAUAUUGAGACCAUUAGAUCGACCGUGCAAAAUUUUGUCGCUUCGGGCGCCACGAUCAUCGAUAUCGGCGGCCAAAGCACACGUCCUCGAGCAGAGUAUCUUGGGCCGGAAGAGGAGCUCAAGCGGAUCCUUCCAAUCAUCCGUGCUUUACGUGACAUGAAGGAAACCGAACGGCUUGCCAUCAGCAUUGACACCUUCCACUCGACAGUGGCCCGAGAAAGCAUCCUUGCCGGUGCUGACAUUGUAAACGAUGUUUCGGCGGGGUUGUUGGACGAGCGGAUGCUGCCUACCGUUGCCAGCUUGGGAAAGACCAUUGUCCUUAUGCACAUGAGGGGCGACCCGCAUACAAUGACAAAAUUGACCGACUACCCGCAAGGAGUUAUCACGGGCGUCGCACAAGAGCUCAGUAGCCGCGUUGAAGCUGCGCUAGCUGCUGGGAUCCCACCGUGGCGCAUCAUCCUGGAUCCGGGGUUGGGAUUUGCAAAGGACCAGAAUCAGAAUCUCGAGUUACUCCGCAGCUUACGAGAGCUCAGAGAGCAUUCUGACACAUCCAUUCCCCUAAAACAAUUCCCUUGGCUUAUGGGACCAAGUCGCAAAGGCUUCAUUGGAAAGAUAACCGGGGUAAAAGAGGCGACUGAACGAAGCUAUGGCACGGCUGCGGCGGUGACUGCCAGUAUCGAGGGAGGUGCUGAGAUUGUGCGAAUCCACGAUGUGAAAGAAAUGGUACAAGUGACGAAGAUGGCCGAUGCCAUAUAUCGACAGCCCUGA
This is a messenger RNA of Exophiala dermatitidis NIH/UT8656, 1419 nucleotides long. Its product is annotated as dihydropteroate synthase. The record is from RefSeq and is a predicted model, not a curated record. Gene Ontology annotation, cellular component: mitochondrial envelope. Gene Ontology annotation, biological process: tetrahydrofolate biosynthetic process. Gene Ontology annotation, molecular function: dihydropteroate synthase activity; 2-amino-4-hydroxy-6-hydroxymethyldihydropteridine diphosphokinase activity. The transcript is spliced from 2 exons. Bases 1 to 1419 code for a protein of 472 amino acids. NCBI's taxonomy places the organism in Eukaryota, Fungi, Ascomycota, Eurotiomycetes, Chaetothyriales, Herpotrichiellaceae.